Messenger RNA from Prorocentrum cordatum, 1380 nucleotides. The record is from the annotation of a GenBank genome assembly. Lineage: Eukaryota; Dinophyceae; Prorocentrales; Prorocentraceae.
AGCUGCUCGAGGACCACGCGGCCCACAGCCCCUGCCCCAUAGGCGGCCAGGGGCGGGGGCAGGAUGUGGGCCCGGCGGGUGGGGCUCAGGCCGCAAUGGCCCUCGCGGAUCAGGGUGUUUGCGAUGUCCUGCAGCUCCAUCACCGCGGGGCUCGUGAUCUACCAGUACCUGUCCAGCAUGAUGGUAUCAGACCUGGACCUGACCCAGCCCGUUCAUGACGAAAUACUGUGUCUAGCCCACUGGCCUCUGAUUUACUCGUCUGACGGCGACAAGGGCUGGCUCGAUCAGGGCGCGUGGUUUAACUGGAGCAAGGCCUUAUUGAACCGCGACGAUUUCGUCAGAGAUUCCCAGUGCAGGUUCGUAUCCGCCGACAGAGGUCCUGGUUCUAUCGCUGGGCAGAGGGACGCUCCUCUGUCGUCCGUCACGCUCUGCAUGAUCUUCGUGCCCUCCUGGAUGAACGUAUCCUUGCUGACAGCCACUUUUAGCACAUCCGGGAGCUCUUCUUUGGCUUCGAGUUGCACUUGUUCGCAGAACAAUGUAGUUCCAUGGGUCGGCGGAUUAUCAUCGCCUCCCUUUUCGCGGUGCCAUGUGGUAGCACAAUGGGAAGAGACGAAUCUUGAUCCACACGUCCCUUUAGCGUUGUGUCCAACUCGGUCUCAGUUCACUGGUCUUGAAGGCCCGACUUCCCGGAGGGUAUCGUCGGUUCUCUUUGUCAUUCAGCACCUUCACGUCGUUGCUCAGCUUCUCGAUGGUGAGUCGCGUGCGAGUUAUCUUGGCCAUCGAUUUCCCAAGAUCCUGCAUGACAUGAGUCAACUGCUUUUGAGUGUGGUCGGGAAUGUGUUUCAAGUACUCCUCUUCCCCUUGUGGGGUCUGAGGUGCACCUGCCGGCCGCCGCCCUCCCAGCGCCAAUCUUGGGGGGGGAGGGAUAGUUGCGCCAACGGGCCCAUGAUUUGGCCCUGAUGCUCCUGAGUUGUAGUUGCCAUUUGCUCCAUUAUGCGAGCUAGUUGUAGCUGCCAUCUGCUCCAUUGUGCGAGCUUGCUGCUCCAUCGGCGUGGCUGCGUCGGUGUGCUCCGUGGGGGGCGCCGCCCCUCCGGUUUUGCGGACCGCCUGUGUCUGCCGGACAUGCCGGUCCGCCCACGGCCCGUGGAGCUCCAUCGCCACGGGCUGCGCCAUCGCCAGGCGCCACUGCGAGGAAGUGCUGCAGCAGACCAGCCUCUCGUGUUUGGCCUCGCGGUCUCGAAUCUGAUCUGACAUCUAUCCGCCUCGCCUCCCACACGCCCCUCCGUCUGCGGACCGCCUGCGUCUGCUGGACAUGCUGGCCCACCCGCGGCCCGUGGAGCUCCGGCCACGGGCUGCUCCAUCGCCAGGCGCCACUGCGAG